This is a messenger RNA of Carcharodon carcharias (great white shark), 1826 nucleotides long. Its product is annotated as type III intermediate filament-like. The transcript is spliced from 9 exons. Gene Ontology annotation, cellular component: cytoplasm; axon; plasma membrane. The record is from RefSeq and is a predicted model, not a curated record. Gene Ontology annotation, biological process: intermediate filament organization. Lineage: Eukaryota; Metazoa; Chordata; Chondrichthyes; Lamniformes; Lamnidae. Bases 91 to 1443 code for a protein of 450 amino acids. Gene Ontology annotation, molecular function: structural constituent of cytoskeleton.
GCAAUAGCUCUCUUGCAGCCGAGAAGUUGGAGCUAGUGGAAUCGAAUUAAGAAAGUAGAGUAUCUCCAACAAGGGGUAAAGGAUUACAAAAUGACCACAAAGAGUGUCUACCGCAGGAUGUUUGUCGAGCGACCAGUUCAGAGCACAUCGAGCUAUCGCUCUUAUUCGGUUCGUAAACAACCGCGAACCAGUAUUGCUCCUUCUUACUCCAGGCUCAGUUACUCGGGGCCAGUCAUCAGGUCCGGGACUGUAAGGCAGGUCAGGAGUAGCGUUCCAGGAACAGCCCUGGGCAACAGCCUGAAUUUCUCUGUGGUGGAUGCUCUGAACUCGGAAUUCAAGGUGAACCGCAGCAAUGAGAAAGCCGAGAUGAUUGAGCUGAAUGACCGUCUCGCCAGCUUCCUCGAUAAGGUGAGAGCGCUGGAGCAACAGAACAAGAUGCUGCUGGCCGAGUUGGAGCAACUGAAGGGUAAGCCCAGGUCCCGGAUGGGGGAUCUGUAUGAACAGGAGCUGAGAGAGCUGCGCCUGCAAAUCGAUCAGAUCAACAAUGAGAAAUCCCGUAUCGAGGUGGAAAGGGAUAACCUGGCCGACGAUCAGCAGAAGCUGAGGGAAAAAUUACAAGAUGAAAUUAUUCAGCGGGAGGAGGCCGAAAACAACCUGGCAGCUUUCAGACAGGAUGUGGAUGAUGCCUGUCUGGCACGCUUAGAUCUGGAACGUAAAGUUGAGUCACUGCAGGAAGAAAUUAUGUUCUUAAAGAAACUUCAUGAAGAGGAAAUUCGUGAACUGCAGGCUCAAAUCCAAGAUUCACAGGUCAAGGUUGAGAUAGAAGCGGUCAGACCUGACCUUACUGCAGCACUCCAUGAAGUUCGUUCUCAGUUUGAUAAACUUGCUGCUAAGAACAUUUCUGAAACUGAGGAAUGGUACAAGUCCAAGUUGGCUGAUGUGACUGAUGCUGCUUCUCGCAACAAUGAUGCUAUUCGCACGGCAAAACAAGAGAAUGGUGAAUAUCGCAGACAAAUCCAGACACUGACCUGUGAUAUUGAUGCACUUAAGGGAACAAAUGAAUCUCUUGAGCGCCAGAUGCAAGAAAUGGAAGAACGUUAUAUUUUGGAAGCAAAUAAUGCCCAAGACACCAUUGUCCGUCUUGAAGAUGACAUUGGUAACUUGAAGGAUGAGAUGGCUCGUCACUUGCAAGAGUAUCAGGAGUUACUGACUGUGAAGAUGGCUCUAGACAUUGAGAUUGCAACCUACAGGAAAUUGCUGGAGGGAGAGGAAAGCAGGAUUUCUAUGCCUGUGGCAUCAUUUGGUUCUCUAAGCCUUUCUGAUGCCAUCUAUGAGCAGCAGCCAACUGACAUGCAAAUGUCAAGGAAGAAUGUUUUAAUUAAAACCAUUGAGAGCAGAGGUGGAGAUAUAAUCAGCGAAACUACCCAGAGAAUUGAAGACUAAACCUGCUUUUCAGUCUGAAAAUGCUCUUUCAUGCGCAUGGAAGCUGAUGAUCUUUAAGAAAAAAACGCUUGACAAGAAUGUUGCUCCUCCUUUUAAUCAUCAAGAAGAAAACUGUUGGCUUUAAAGUGCCUUUCUGUAUCUAAUUGAAGAGUGUCAGGUUCAGUGAAGUUGUGUUGUAAGCUUUAUAGAAAAGCAAAUGGCUUUACAGAAGAAUUAUAUCACACUCUGUUUACAGAAAGUCACUAGUUUACAAUUGCACAGUGAUAAAUAGCAAUACUUCAUUCACUAGUUUUGAAUCUUUAUUUUCAGGUUCAGAAUCUCAAUUGCUUUUUUUUCCUCCCAGCAAUUAUGUGUAAGCAAGCUGCAAUAAAACUUUGAACAAA